CACAGUCUGGUAAAAUCAAUUGACUCGGAUUAUUUUUUUCAUCCACUGCCAUUAGUACAUUAUUCCAGAGCAAGCAGCAGAAAGUUCUAGAAGAAAGAACCAGCGAUGUCGUCUCAACAGCAACCACAGCCAUCACACGUAGCAGGCCACCCAAAUGGUUCUAAUGCAAAUCCUGGCUUAAGCUAUGGAGUGGGUUGGUACACUCUUGGCCAAGAGCAACAACUCAUAGGUCCGUACACUGUCUCCGAGUUGCAGGAGCACUAUUCGAAUGGAUACUUCUAUGAGAAUACACCUGUGCGGUCAGAAGGAUUUAGCGAUUGGCAGCCACUAUCCUCGGCUCCUGGGUUGUUGGCUCACGUACCUCAACAAGAUGCUGAUUACCCAAAUCGAACUAUCUACGAAUGGGAUCAUAUUCUUGAAGCCUGGGUUCCUCAGGAAAACACAACUCAGACAACUGAAGAAUAUGCUCCUGAAAAUAUGACUUAGACAAGAGGAGGAGGUUUUUCCAAUAAAUGCUGAUGAUCUAUCAGCCUAUGACGUGGAUAAUGUUGCCAGUGACGCAGGAGCAAAUCAGAAUGGCAAGAGAAAGUAGCCCGAGAAAGCUGCUGAUAGGAAAAUUGAGGAAAAGAAGCAAGUUUGGUGGAAGGCAGAUACAUGCAAGUGAGGAUGAUGGAAUGAUUAACCAUACUUCGGUAUGGGUCUUGGAUGAAGAUACUGAUAGAUUGGAGAAGUUUGGAGCUGAAGUUGAAGCUGAUUGAGGUGAUCCCUGCUGAUUAAUGUGGAAAACUGCAGAAUUCUAUUCUUGUAAGAACGCCUAAAUUAGGGACUUGUACAUGGUAUGUAUCUGGUAUAUGAUCUGUGAUAAUUGCCAAUCAUGAGUUUUAUUUAUGUAACGUUACACGUAGAUUUUAGGUACUGAUUCAUCUAUGUUUUUUAAUCACGGAUGGCCUGCUAUUCAGUUUACUGUUAACUAUUCCAAGCUUUGAGAUGA
Olea europaea var. sylvestris is the source of this 991-nucleotide messenger RNA. RefSeq lists its product as uncharacterized. The transcript has 6 exons. The record is from RefSeq and is a predicted model, not a curated record. NCBI's taxonomy places the organism in Eukaryota, Viridiplantae, Streptophyta, Magnoliopsida, Lamiales, Oleaceae. Bases 106 to 486 code for a protein of 126 amino acids.